UCCAGAUUCCAGACAGCUAAUCAAAGGCACUUGGUGGAGCACAGUGGGGGAAGGAGCUGGUUUUGGCCAGCUCAGAACAUAGCAAGCCGAGUGGGUCUCUGUGUUUGAACUCUCCAGGAAAACUCUUGUCGCCAGUCCUUGGAUUUAAUCAUGCAUACAAAGGGCUUUCUCGGCUUGGUGAUGCUGCUAUUCGCCUCUUCCGUCUUCAUUUUGUUGCCUGCUAUUCCACAAAGUUCAUCCUUGACCCUGCGGAAUGGUUUAAAAAGCACCUCAUCUUGCAGACUUUCCCGGUCUGAGUCAGAGCAGCGAUGUCAAAUUCCAGAUGGAAAACUGUGCAGUGGCAGAGGCCAAUGUGAUUGUGGGGUCUGCAUCUGUCAAGUGACUGAGCCAGGCAAAUAUUAUGGGCCAUUGUGUGAAUGUCAUGAAUGGGUAUGUGAAACCUAUGGUGGAGAAAUCUGUGCAGGCCAUGGAAAGUGUGAUUGUGGAAAGUGCAAAUGUGAAGAAGGUUGGUAUGGUGAUGCUUGUCAAUACCCAACUAUCUGCAAUUUUACACGGAGGAAGAGUAAUGAAAUGUGCAAGAAUUCUCAAGACAUCAUUUGUUCAAAUGCAGGUACUUGUCACUGUGGCAGGUGUAAAUGUGACAAUUUAGAAGGAAAUGCAUUGAUCCAUGGUAAAUACUGUGAGUGUGAUGACAGAGAAUGUAUAGAUGAAGAAACAGGACUGAUGUGCACAGGCCAUGGCAUGUGUUACUGUGGAAACUGUUACUGCGAGGCUGGUUGGCAUGGCGAUAAAUGUGAGCUCCAAUGUGACAUCGCCCCCUGGGAGAUCAAGAAGAAGUGUACCUCUCCAAAUGGCAAAAUCUGCAGCAACAGAGGAACAUGUGUGUGUGGAGAAUGCAUAUGUCAUGAUGUUGACCCAACUGGAGAUUGGGGAGAUAUUCACGGAGAUACCUGCGAAUGUGAUGAACGAAACUGCAAGGCAGCCUAUGAUCGAUACUCAGAUGAUUUCUGUUCAGGUCACGGCCAGUGUAACUGUGGACGAUGUGACUGUAAGACAGGAUGGACAGGGAAGAAGUGUGAACAUCCAAUUUCUUGUCCUAUCUCAGCUGAAGAGAGCCUUAAGAAAUGCCAAGGAGAUUCACAUCUUCCGUGUUCUGGCAAAGGAAAAUGUGAAUGUGGCUGGUGUACAUGUUUUCCUCCUGGAGAGUCCAAAAUAUAUGGCAAACUUUGCGAGUGUGAUGAUAGGCAGUGUGAAGACAAUGAUGGCAAUGUCUGCAAUGAUCACGGGAUCUGUUCCUGUGGUCGUUGCAUUUGUAAGGAUGGAUGGUUUGGAAAAUUGUGUCAGCACCCAAGAAAAUGUAACAUGGCCGAAGACGAGAGCAGAAGUUUCUGUGAAUCAGCCGAUGGUAUAUUAUGCUCAGGAAAGGGUUCCUGUCACUGUGGAAAAUGCAUCUGUUCUUCCCAGGAAUGGUACAUUUCAGGAGAAUUCUGUGAAUGUGAUGACCAGGAUUGUGACAAAUAUGAUGGCCUUAUUUGUACAGGAAAUGGCAUAUGUAGCUGUGGAAACUGCGAGUGCUGGGCAGGUUGGACUGGAAAUGCUUGUGAGAUCUGGCUUGGGAGUGAAUAUCCCUAACAUUGCCAUGAAACACUGAACACUGACGGAUAUGUGGUGUAGAAUAAAGCUGCUAGACUACAUAAAUGUAAGAUGAACACAACCGAAAAAAUCCUACCCAUCCUAAUCAAUCAGCUCAGUAAAAUAUUUCUUAAAAUAUAAGAGCACAUCUGUGUGGCUCUGUUGUUCUAAUUCUGCAUAUAUAUUCUUUCUCCCUUGCGUAGCUUUUAAGUGUGCUACAAAUGAGACAAGAUUUAUUAUAUAUUGUACUUGGAUGACUGAACAUCAGUUUCCUGUUUUAAAUGAAACAAUUCAAAAUGGUUUAGGAUUAUGCAAAAUGACUGAAUUGGUGACAGUGAUGUAGGGGAUCCUUCUGACUAUGGAAAUCAGUUCAUUUUUCUCUUGAAAACUUUCAUAUAGAUCCCUACAAAAGCUGCUUGCUGUUUAGUUUACCACUUACUAUCAAUCUUCAGUCACUUAUUUGCAAGACUCGAGGGGAGGGAACUGGGUAGAAUAGGAGCAUUUAAGGACAUUCCUUCCUGCAUUAAAGCAUUGCUUCCUUCCACAGGAUUAGCAAUAAGAUCAAACCAUUUAUCUUGAUUUAUGCAUCCCCUGCUUUUUUACGGGAAAAAAUAAAGCACCUGAAUCUUGAAAAA
Messenger RNA from Crotalus tigris (Tiger rattlesnake), 2267 nucleotides. RefSeq names its product integrin subunit beta like 1 (gene ITGBL1). Gene Ontology annotation, biological process: integrin-mediated signaling pathway; cell migration; cell-matrix adhesion. NCBI's taxonomy places the organism in Eukaryota, Metazoa, Chordata, Lepidosauria, Squamata, Viperidae. Gene Ontology annotation, molecular function: integrin binding. The coding region runs from base 151 to 1632 and encodes 493 amino acids. The record is from RefSeq and is a predicted model, not a curated record. Gene Ontology annotation, cellular component: integrin complex; focal adhesion; cell surface. The transcript has 11 exons.